This is a messenger RNA of Pygocentrus nattereri (red-bellied piranha), 6489 nucleotides long. RefSeq names its product adrenergic, alpha-2D-, receptor b (gene adra2db). The record is from RefSeq and is a predicted model, not a curated record. The transcript has a single exon. Lineage: Eukaryota; Metazoa; Chordata; Actinopteri; Characiformes; Serrasalmidae. Gene Ontology annotation, biological process: adenylate cyclase-activating adrenergic receptor signaling pathway. The coding region runs from base 932 to 2125 and encodes 397 amino acids. Gene Ontology annotation, molecular function: adrenergic receptor activity. Gene Ontology annotation, cellular component: membrane.
UCCUUCUCUCUCUCUCUCUGCCGCUCCGCUCCUUCUCUCUCUCUCUCUCUCUCUCUCUUCCUCCCUCACACACGCAGAUAAGCGCAUAACCUAAGCUGACAUACCCACUUCAGCACUCCCACAUUCGUUAAGUGAAACGAGGAGCCGCGCGCGCCGAGCCAGCGUCUGCUUCCUCUCCCGCUCUCUCUUUCCUCUCCUCAUCGCCAGGACUGCUAACCCCUCCAUUACUCUCUUCUCGGGUCAGAAUGACCAGGCAUGACUGGACACACCUUUGCCCUGCUGUCCAGCGCGCAAUGGACAGCAAUGACGAUGGAAAAGACCCCAACAGCCGCGCGUUCCUGAGCACAUGCUCUCGGGAGGAUUUCAUUCCUGAACGCACGCGCAUGGACGGGAAUCACUCCUAACACAUUCGAUUGGAAAGCAUCCCUGAACGCGCGGUUUAGGCAGAAAAUCAUCCCUGUACACCCGUUUCAGGAGGAAAUCAGUCCAGGAGACCAGCUUUGACGAGGAAAUCAUUCCAGAAGACCAGCUUUGACGAGGAAAUCAGUCCAGAAGACCAGCUUUUUGGAACAUGAUCAUUCCAGAGCACCAGUAUUGAGGAGGAAAUCAUUCCAGAACACCGUUUUUUUUAGAAAGACAUCAUUACAGAGCACCAGCUUUGAGGAGGAAACUCUUCCAGAACACCACUUUUUUUGGAACGACAUCAUUCCAGAUCACCGAUUUUGCGGAGGAAAUCAUUCCAGAACGCUAGUUUUUGGAACGAGAUCAUUCCAUUUGACCAGUUUUUGAACAGAGAUCAUUCCUGAACACCGGUUUUGGGGAGGAAAUCUUUCCUGAGCACUCGUUUAUAGGAGGGGAUCGUCGCUGGACAGGCUGCUAAUUGGCCACAGUGACCACUGGGAUUAACCCUUAUGCUUGAGCGGACUGCGCGAUGGCGGAGCCCGCGCUGGCGGAGCCGAACGGCACGAGCGCGCCGCGCGCCGCCCCUCACUCGCGCUGCGCCUCCGCGCUCAUCAUCCUGGCCGUGGCGCUCAUCAUCCUCGUGACCGUGGUGGGCAACGCGCUCGUGGUGGCCGCCGUGCUGACGAGCCGCGCUCUGCGCGCGCCCCAGCACCUCUUUCUCGUGUCGCUGGCGUCCGCCGACAUCCUGGUGGCCACGCUGGUGAUCCCGUUCUCGCUGGCCAACGAGGUGAUGGGCUACUGGUACUUCGGCAGCACGUGGUGCGCGCUCUACCUGGCGCUGGACGUGCUGUUCUGCACGGCGUCCAUCGCGCACCUGUGCGCCAUCAGCCUGGACCGCUACUGGGCCGUGACGGAGGCGGCGCGCUACAACGCCAGGCGCACUCCGCGCCGCGUCAAGGCCAUGAUCGCCACCGCGUGGCUCGUGUCCGCGCUCGUCUCCUUCCCGCCGCUCGUGCUUACGGAGCACGACGAGCAGGUGUGCUCGCUCAACAACGACACGUGGUACAUCCUGUCCUCGUGCGCUGUCUCUUUCUUCGGCCCGGGCAUCAUCAUGGUGGCCGUGUAUUGCAGGAUCUAUCGCGUGGCCAAGCAGCGCGCGGCCGCCGUGUUCGCGGCCAAGAGCAGCGCUCCGCGCGCCAUCUCGCGCUCCGAGACGUGGUUCCCGCGCAGGAGCGCGAACGGCAACGGCAACGGAAGCGGCGGCGAGACCACCUGCGACCGGCGCCGCGGAGAGCUCGACGACAUCGACCUGGAGGAGAGCUGCGUGUCGGACAGCGCGCGCGGAGGAGGCGCAGGCACGCGGACCGAGCGCGUGCCCUGGGCGUGCAGCCGCGCGGCAGGCGCGGCGCUGGAGGAGGUCAGCGCGCGCAGACCGGCGCUGUCCAAGAGCAGAGCGGCGCAGAUGCGCGAGAAGCGCUUCACCUUCGUGCUCGCCGUGGUGAUGGGCGUGUUCGUGCUCUGCUGGUUCCCCUUCUUCUUCACCUACAGCCUGCACGCCAUAUGCAGGGAGAGCUGCACCAUCCCGGACACGCUCUUCAACCUGUUCUUCUGGAUCGGCUACUGCAACAGCUCGGUCAACCCCAUCAUCUACACCAUCUUCAACAGGGACUUCAGAAAAGCCUUCAAAAAGAUCAUGUGCCACAGCAGCUCGGCGAGCAGCUGAGGGUGGGGGUGGGGCGCUUUUCCAGCCGAGGCCAGUGGAGUGUGAUGCGCACAUGCAGGGGUUUGUGUUUACCUGCUGAGAGAGAGAGAGAGAGAGAGAGAGUCUAAAUACUGUAAUGUGUUUGUGAUUCUUUCUCCAAAAUAUUCUCUGUUUACAUGCCUGGAAAUGUAUUAAAUACCCAGAUUUCAGCACCACGGAAUACUGAGUGCAGGGUACUGAAUACUGAGUACCACACACUGAAUAGCUACUGAAUAUUGAGUCAUGAAUACUGAAUAGUGGGUCACAAAUACUUAAGUUUUAGUACACUUUAUUUGAAGACUACCUACCUAGAGACUUCAUAACACAUGCAUAAGUACUGAAUAACAUCUACAAAGCCAAACCUGAAUGUUUAUGAAAAACUUACACUAGCAAACACAAGAUGAUAUGAUGUUUUAUGAAGAAAAGGACAUUGUAGUCUAGUCUGCAGCGGCAAAAGACAGAAUCACUUGCUUUUAAAUGUACUUAAAGCUACACUGUGUAAGUUUUGGAGACCUCUCUGGUGGAAAUAUGUAAUUGUACACAACUUCUGGAAAAAUAUUUUAGACAAAUUGAUGGACAGAACUUUAUUAAGCCUAAAGGUAAGUUGCAGUGUUACAGCGGGAACACAUAUAAUUGCACAUAAACGUACAUAUUGUCACUGUCCAAUGAAAAACAAGUAUCUCCAAAAUAUUAACUUUACAGGAGAAUGUAAAGGACAGCUGGUUUGUUGAAGUGAUGUUGAAAACUAAAAAUCAGAUAUCUGCUUUUCAUUGGACAGCGACGAUAUAUUAAGCAUAAACAGACAUAAAUUAGGCAGAAAUUAUAAAAGAAUAGACAGAAGUAUCUGUAUUUACAUAGCAUAUAGGACAGAUUUGUUGUAUUUACAUGAGAGCAGGUAUUGCACUAAGUGGUAUGAGGUAGUUUACAACACAAUGAGUGUAAACAUAACUAGGCGUAGCAACAGUGUUGACAAUCUAAAGUGCACGCCAUCAUUACAGUAGCAGGUUAUGAUAUAUUGCGCAGUGUGUAUAAUCAAAAGAUGUUAUAGUGCUGUGAUUCAGCACAGUUCAGACAGCAGAGGAUCAGUACCAUCUCCGCAGAAAGGAAAGAUGAUACUGACCUGAGUACUGUUUCACAGACGCCAUGCUAUAGCAUCUUUUUUCCUGACUCAACCAUGCUACUUCUCUCAUUAAUAACAAAAAAAAAAACCUUUAAGUAUUAAAAGUGAAAGUUUUUUUUAGUCAUCCAGGGUAGAAAUAUAUAACACUGAUAUCUGGUGUUCUUAACAAGCCCUCUUCCUUUGCUUCAGAAUGAUAAUUAAUAAACAUUUUAGAAAUGGAACAAAUGUCUGUUGCUUCAGGUUAAGGGCGCUUAUGGUAAUACAAAGUUAUAAACAUUAAAAAAACAUCUUAUGUCAUCUUGUAAUUGAUGGCGUAAGCUGCUAAUAUGUACUUAACUAUUCCCUUAUAAACACAUUAUUCAAUGCUUAUGCAUGUGUUAUAAAAUCCCUAUAUAUUUUGACUACUAAAUGUUGAAUUGUGAAUACUGAGCACAAAAUAUUGAAUACUGAAUAUUAAGUAUUUAAUCCUUAAAACUGUAUACUUAAUACUGAGAACUAAAUACUGAAUACUUAAUACUAAGUACUGAAUAAUGAAUAUUGAGUAUGGAAUGCUGAAUAUUAAGUAGCUAUUGAAUUCUGAGUACUGAAUACUCAGAACUGAAUAUUUAAUGAAUGCUGAACACUGAAUAUUGAGGACUGUAUAGUGAAUACUAAAUUCAGCACUGAAUACUGAGUAAAUAAUACUAAAUACACAAUACUAAGUACCAAAUGCUGAAUACAGUAUGCAAUAUUCAAUACUGAAUACUAAAUACUGAAUACUAAGUACUGAGUAAAAUAAAAAUAUGAAACAUUGAGUACUGAAAUGUGAAUAGACUACUGAAGUACUGACUACUGAAUAUUAACCACUGAAUACUGCAUCAGUAAGAAACACGAGUCAAAUGUAUGUGAUGGGGGGACUGAUGGGUGCUCUGCUCAACUGAACGCCUUUCUGGUGAUUACAGUGUAUUAUUCAUGCCAUAUGUUUAAAUGGACAUGGGUCAAAAGAAAUCUAGAUCAAACAUGUGUAGACUUUGUACCAUAAUUAGUUUUCCAGCACAUCUAUCACCUUUUUAAAGCAACAAUUAGGGAUUUCAAAAACAAGAAAACUGCAGCACUGUCUUUUCUGAAAUGCUUUUGAGAAGGAAGAGACUGGAGAACACACUGUCCUCCAAAAUGUAACUGAUAAAACUCUAAAUGCAGAAGCCGACCAUCAGUAUCACAGCCAGGCUCAUUUAAAUGCACUGAAUUGUUUGUUUACACCAGUAUUGUGAGUAAAAAUACAGACUCGAUAGCUCAAUUUCUUUUCGCACAAUAGGCUAGAAUCAGUUCAGUUUGGCAAAUGAGCAUCUAAAAUUUCUAAUUUUAGAGAAUGACUGAGAACGUAAAGUAUUAUAUUUGUUUGGAAACAAAAAACAGCUGACUACAAAUCCCUUUUUGUGGCUUUAAUGGAUUAUGCAGAACAUUGCAAGUAUAACACAUUAGAUUUAAACUCAAGAUGGCAAGACUUGGGAGAGUCCAUGAGAGGAAUAUUUUUAAUUCAUGAUCUUGAGCUGUAUUAUCUUGCCUAGUACUCAUUAAAUAUUUCCCCAUUCACCUUUAUAAAUCAGUGAAAUAGCACUUUUCUGUGUGUGUCCUGGGCACUUUUUGUGUUCCACAGUAAUGAAAAGAACAGAUAGCCUCCUUCCCCUGCAAAGGUCUACAUGCAAAACUCUGAAAUAUUAUUGAUGUUAACCCCUCACUCCCCAGGCUGAUUGUUCAGUUAUUCAUCUUAUGGCUUAUUAUUCAGCAGAUUCUUUCAAUUAUUCUCUAACCUCUAAAAAGCUAACAUGAAUGUGUCGUUUAGAAAAAUGUGUAGAAGUCAGAGUUUACCCUUCAUUCAUUUAAUUUCCAGUCAGAAAAGCCAUUGAGAAAUUUCAUUGAAAUUUCUGAGGUGUCUACAUUUAAAAUAGUUCACCUCCAUAAGGCAGGGCAAAGUCAAAUGACAAAAGUGUUUCUUAAACUGGAGUUCAGGAAAUGACUAAAGCAUGUAGAGAAAAUAUGACUCCUAAUAACUGUGCAAGACCUGGUAGACCACCACAAGUGCCACCCUCAGACAAAGCCUUCGUCUUUGAUAGAGAUAUUUCAGAUCUGAAAAUGGUGUUUCUGUACAUCCUUCCACUGUGAGAAGACAGCUCAAUGCCAUGAGUCUGAAAGGAUGUGUAGCUGUCCAGAAGCUGUUAGUGAGAAAAGGAAAUAGGUAAAACAGAAGAAACAUUGCUGUAGAUCACUCCUGGAAGCAUUUGGAUCAUAAGAAGCAAAAAAUGCAACCAACUUCUAUGACUGAACUUUGUUUGUCAUAAAAAUCACUGUUGAAAAAUCACUCCAGAUUUCUUUGAAGAACUGAAAGCAAGUCUCCCAAAAAGAAUGGAAGCUGUAAUAAAGACAUAAGGUGAGCAAACUUAAUACGGACAUAUAUUUGAUAUUAGAUUCAGUUGUAAAGGCUUCUGUGUACAUUUCUGUUAAACAUUUGUUUUCCGCUUUUUGUCCUGACGCUAAAAAUGAACAACUUGCACUUAAUGGCCAUUUUGGCUGGAAAUGAAAUAAAUGAAGGGGAGUCUUUUGCUCGAUACUUUAGCUAUGAGAGUAAGGAAUUGAAGUUGGGAACUUUCCACAGUGUACGGGGUAAAUAUCAGAGCACAGCUCGUAAAAGAUGACCCGUCCAAUGAUGUCGCUGUCCAUGGUCUUGCUAAAAAUAACAUAUCCUCUUACCUUGCUUGCAUUGCUGCUAAUCAUUUACCAUGAUAAAAACAUGUAUUUGCCAUAUGUGGAAAAAAGGUUCAGCAUUAAAAAGACUUCAACUCAUUCAUGUCCAGCCAAUAAAUUUAGCAAGAUGAGGACAGAGGCUGCAGAACUUGUUCAAAUUCCAACCAUUUUUGUUCUACUACAUCUAAUUUUCAUACCUGUACUCACAAUCAAAUCUGGAUUUCUAUUUGGUUAAAUGUCUGAAGUCACAAGUAACUAAAAGUCUAGAUUUAAUAUGAUGGUUUGAGUGAUCUCAAAACAUGUAGAUCAAAGUAAAUUUUGAGUUCCUAAUAUGGACAUUAAUGGGUUAAGUAUCUGUAGUAUUUAGUUGUCAUGUGUAUUAAUGCAUUUGAUUUAUGAACAAUGGCCCAUAUAUCAUCAUCACCAGAGUAGUUUGACUCUUUAGGUGUAAGUAUUCGAUGCCUUCAUGCAAGACUGACAAAUAAAAUAAGGGCUCUGCAAUGAA